Molecule: messenger RNA, 255 nt
Organism: Linum trigynum
Lineage: Eukaryota; Viridiplantae; Streptophyta; Magnoliopsida; Malpighiales; Linaceae
Source: the annotation of a GenBank genome assembly
AUGGGUGCAAAGAGAACAAAGCUAGGCUUGAGAGAUUUCAUCACCUUGGGUGACCUCUUCCAAAUCAUAGACGUAGCCGAGAGCAAAGCAGUGAAUGUGAUAAAGUUCAACGUGAAGGGACUGAACCUGUUGAAUGGUCAGCUGGCAAUUGUAGCGUCCUUCAACAUUGAUUCCAAAUCAAGAGUUACAAUUACAUACAGAGAAUCAACCAUCACACCUGACCAGCUGAUGAAUUGCGUUCCAGAAGAACUAUGA